AUGGAACAACGGGGCAGUAUGAGCUUCGAUCAAGCUGGUAAAGAUUUCGUUAAUACAGUAAGAUUGAUUCUAUCCAUAGGUUUGUAUAAUUCACCAAAACGAGGUUCUUUCCGCAUUUUUUUGGCUAUAUCAUUAUGGUGUUUUUUCAUUUUAAAUUUCUCUACUCAAGCAGCCAUAAUAUCAUUCUUUUCUGCUUCUAAGCGAGGCAAAGAAGUGGAUUCGUAUGAUGACAUUGUACAAAAGGGCUAUAUUAUUGAAGGUAUGGCAUCACCUGACGUGAUUCUGCCUGAUGAUAAAGAUGUAUUUCGUAAGAUAAAUUCCAGACUUGUACCUAAUAAAGAUUUGUUUGGUUGCGUUAGUAAAAUGAAUAAUGAUACCCGUAGAUUUUGUUUGCUCGACUGCGCGGUCUCUAAAUAUUUGGAAAGAAAUAAAAUGAACGACAAGGGACAACAGUUCUUGCACGUUGCUAAAGACAGGGCUCACAGUCAUUAUCUAAAUAUGAUUUUGCAGAAGAACUCCGCAAUCACGGAGAUUUACAACAAAUAUGUUUUGGCAAUCGUUGAAGCAGGUUUAGUUACAAAAUGGGAGCAAUAUAGAUACAAUGACAUCAAGGAAGAGGCUCCGGUAAGACCAAUGGGUUGGGAUGACGUUGAAGGAAUUUACAAAUGCUAUGUUUUGUUUCUAGUGUUGAGCUUCAUUAUAUUCACAUGUGAAGUGUCAAUAGCAGUCUUGUUCAAAAUAAAGAAACACAUUUACAAAAAGAUUAAGGAAUGGAGAAAACACAUACCUAAAAACCAUAUAAAACUUAAGUAG
Molecule: messenger RNA, 813 nt
Organism: Parnassius apollo (apollo)
Lineage: Eukaryota; Metazoa; Arthropoda; Insecta; Lepidoptera; Papilionidae
Source: the annotation of a GenBank genome assembly